Molecule: messenger RNA, 4068 nt
Organism: Bicyclus anynana (squinting bush brown)
Lineage: Eukaryota; Metazoa; Arthropoda; Insecta; Lepidoptera; Nymphalidae
Gene: mdy
Product: diacylglycerol O-acyltransferase 1
Exons: 12
Coding region: 335-1807 (490 amino acids)
Biological process (GO): triglyceride biosynthetic process
Cellular component (GO): endoplasmic reticulum membrane
Molecular function (GO): diacylglycerol O-acyltransferase activity
Source: RefSeq, a predicted model, not a curated record
AUCGAUUCAAACGAUCGAUUUUUUGGCUUGAAAAGUCGAUUCUUCGAUUAAACGAUCUCAGACCGCCAUCCCUAAUUUUAAUUUUUAAUAUUUUUUCUAGUACGGUUUUCACAAUUUUCCGUAAUUCGUUUCGCUGCUUUUCGGCAUUUCGGCCGCUGCCCGCUUUCGCAAUUCGCCUUUUCAGUUCCACUCAGUUACUUGUCUUUCUAAAUAAUUUUAGUGAUUAUAACAAAAUUAAUGAUGCGUUGUGUGUAUUAAAUUGUAUCUUUUGAAAUUUUUAACAAGUAACCUUCACGGAAUAGUUCUGGCUUAAAAACAUAGAUUGAACUUAACUAUGUCUAGUAAGGCGGAGGAAAAUGCUCUGCGAUACAGAAGAGCUCAAAGUGUAACAACGGCAGAAGAAAUCACAGAGAAGGAGAAAAAAGCUCGAAAAUCACAAUUAGAUAAACCAAUACACAAACCUAGAGAUUCACUAUUUUCAUGGAGCUCAGAAUUUACAGACUUCACUGGAUUAGUCAAUUGGGGGUUUCUCCUGCUGACAGUGGGAGGACUUCGACUGUGCCUCGAAAAUUUUAUUAAAUAUGGCAUCCGUGUGAAUCCUAUUGAAUGGCUAAUUGUGUUAACUGGCUACAAUGAAGGGGACAAUCGCCAGUAUCCCUCUGUUAUAUUACUGAUAUUUUGUGUGGUGCCUGCUGUAGUGAGUUUAUUAAUCGAGAAAGCUAUAGCAGUGGGUAUCAUUUCACCGAAAAUUGGAGUUGGGCUGCAAAUAUUUAAUAUUGUUGCGGAGAUAAGCCUUCCUGUGAUAGUGCUGUAUAUCAAAGGGUUGGAAUUCAGUUUUGUUGGAAUAACGACCGUAUGCCUAAUAUAUUUGGUGCUAUUUUUGAAACUUUGGAGCUACGUACAAACGAACCAUUGGUGCAGACAAGGGAUGAAAGGGAAGCAAUACAAGAAUACUUUACGACGACAGAGCCUAUCAGCACCUAACUGGAAUAACCUUGUUAACGCAGUACAGGAGCAAACGGUAGAAGACGAGAAAGCGGAAGGGAAGUCGUCUACUCUGGUGAAAUACCCCGAUAAUUUGAACCUCAAAGACUUGUUUUACUUCCUUUUGGCUCCCACCCUUUGCUACGAGUUGAAUUUCCCUCGCACGACUCGUAUCAGAAAGAGGUUCCUAAUAAAGAGGAUCAUUGAAGUGGUAUUCGGCGUGAAUUUAGUGCUAGCCUUGUUCCAACAAUGGAUGAUUCCGUCUGUCAAGAAUGCGGUAGAUCCGUUCUCACAGAUGAGCGUCAUCAAGAUAACCGAACGCUUGCUGAAACUCGCCGUGCCAAACCACUUAAUAUGGCUGUGUCUGUUCUACUUGAGCUUCCAUUCGUUCUUGAACCUGAUGGGCGAGCUACUGCACUUCGCGGACCGCAACUUCUACAACGACUGGUGGAACGCUAACAACAUCGCACAAUUCUGGAGCACGUGGAACAUGCCCGUACACGUGUGGGCUGUGCGCCACGUGUACAUCCCUAUCACCGGCCUGGGCUUCAGUAAGGCCUCCGCCAGUAUCGUCGUGUUCUUCAUAUCGGCCUUCUUCCACGAGUACUUGGUAAGCGUCCCGCUGCAAAUGUUCCGUAUAUGGGCGUUCCUGGGUAUGAUGGCCCAGCCUCCGCUGUCGGUCAUCUCGAAGCUGGUGCAAGCGAAGCUGGGCGCUCGCUGGGGCAACAUCAUAGUGUGGAGCUCCCUCAUCCUGGGCCAACCGCUCGCUAUCAUGAUGUACUACCACGAUUAUGCGCUCCUACAUUUUGCGCCCAAACAAUGAUUGCAUUUCUUUUUUAUUGCGUUUCCUAAUAGUUUUAAAUCUUUAUGUAUAACCUUAACAUUUUAUACUUUGGGAUAUCUAUAUCUAUAUACUGUUGAAAAUAAUCGUCGUGUUAUAUUCGAAACACAUGAAUUUUAAGCGCUUUGGAAACUUUCAAACUUUUUGUUUAAUCAAACUUGUUUGACAGUGAAUUUGAGGUUUUGUUUGAAGUGUUUGUUAAACAUUGUUUAAUAAAUAAAAAAGUCAAGUUUGACAAGCAAGUUUUUGAAGUUUGUCAAACACGUUUGAUCGUUUUCAGUGACUUUUAUGCAAGGUCAUUUUGCGAACGACUAGUUAGCCUUUGAUUCUUAUACCUGGUGUUGAGUGACUGUCUUCUAAUAUCGUAGCGCGUUAACUGGGAAGGAGUAUUUAUUUUUAAUCCACAUACCUAGUUUAUAUGAUACUAGGUACGGAAAGCUAAAUCGCUUGAAGCCGUAUUUAUGUUUGUCUGACGUGUCGUGUCGUGACGCAUUAGAACAGAAUCGGUAUCAUGUAUCGGUAUCAUCAUGAUGUGCCGCAUACAAAAUGUGUGAUACCGAUUCUGUUCUGUUGCGUCACGACACGACACGUCAGACAAAUUUAAAUCCGGCUUGACGGCCAGUUUGUCAGAGGCAACUAGUCACAGUCAAAAUCAUCCGACCAAAUCUAUAUCCAAGUAAAUUUUUUUUAAAGACGUCAUACAGUCCUAUUGUGCUUCUUGCAAAUGAGCAUAUUUAUUCUGUUUCUUUUGCAUUAUUUAUUUUAAUUUUUUUUUAUUUUAUAUUGGCUGCUAUAACUUACUAAUUAAAUUUUAGAUAAUCAGGUGGUUUUUGUGUUCCAAAGAGAUUGCAUGACAAUUUAAUAUGGCCAUAAUUAUUUGUACUCAAUCAUUGUAGUUACUAUAUGCAUUGUUGAAAGGUAAAUUAUUUGUUGGUUGUAUUUCAUAUUUUAUAAGUCGUUGUUGUUAUUACUUAGGCGUAAGUAUUACAUUUUUUUAUAAUAUUUACAAAUUUUGAGGUGCCGUAUUUAGAAAGACUGAGAUUUUAAGAAUGGGGAUGAUGACUGGGUUUGAAUGUAUUGAUUUUUAUGAUACAUUCGGGUAAAUAAGGUCAAUGUUAACUAAUUUAUACAUAAAAAGCAAAGAUUGUCUGGAUAUUUGCAAAAUAAAUGAGAUUAUAAAAUUUCAAAAUCUGUUAAAAAUCUUUUAUCGUAAUUAGGUGAAAAUUUAUACAGUUUUAGCUUCCUUACAUUAAAUGUGACAUUUUUUAAUAAAUGAACUAUAAACAUAAACGCACAAAUAACAAAGAUAUUAGUAAUUUUGUUUGAACGCACUUACAAAUCUAAUCAUCAUUACAUUAACUACGUCGUCAUUAGUUCGUGCCAUUUUGUAUGGGGCGUUUUUCAGGGAUCCGCAGCAGCGCCGCAAAUCUGACCCUUUAAAUCCCUGUAGCUCCGAAAGUAUUGAUCGCAGAUACCCUGUUCCUUUUACAAAAUUGCUUUACUAUUAGCAUACUCUUAAUUUAUAUAUAAUUUAAAAAACUGUCAUCAUCCCUAUUUAGAAGAUUUAUUAAUAUUUUUUGACUGUUUCUGAGUUUUCCAUAAGUUAUAGUUUCGCAAAACGAACAGUAAAUGUACGUUGUUACGUCCACGAGGCUAUUUCUGAUAAUUAAAAAUAAAAUAAGUACUACAUAAUUUUGUAUACCUCGAAGUUGAAUCUUGAUGUAAGAAGUAAUAACAAACCUAACAACAUACAUUCCUAUGUAGGAUUAAAGAAAUAUAUUUACAUAAUUUUUCAUACGAAUUAAAUAUUUAUUUAUACUUUCUACUUAAGUCAUUAUUAUUAAUGUAAAAAUCACAAAUGAUGUGUGAACUUUUUAUAUAAAAGCAUUAAAUUUUAAGAAAAUAUUUUUUUAGAAAAUAAUAGAAAUAUAUAACAAUUAAAAAUGGCGAUAGAUUUAAUUAAUGCAAUAUGGAUAUAUUUAUAUUUGGAAUUUUGAUAUUACUGGGUCUUAGUAUUAAGAUUUAAUUUUAUGUGAGUGCCUUAAAUAGAUAAUAAAUAUAUAACUACAAGCGCCAAAAAAACAAGAAUUUAAUGAAGUGCAAAACACUGUGAUAUGCAUUUUAGAUACAAUGUCAUUUUAUGUAUUUUUAUAUGUGAUUUUAUACGAUAAUACAGCAAUAAUGAUUUUUUAUAAUAUUUCCACCAUUACUUUUUUCAAUAAAAGCAUGUUUAUUAAUAAUAA